Molecule: messenger RNA, 1803 nt
Organism: Asterias rubens (European starfish)
Lineage: Eukaryota; Metazoa; Echinodermata; Asteroidea; Forcipulatida; Asteriidae
Product: zygote arrest protein 1-like
Exons: 3
Coding region: 51-503 (150 amino acids)
Biological process (GO): translation
Cellular component (GO): cytoplasm
Molecular function (GO): mRNA base-pairing post-transcriptional repressor activity
Source: RefSeq, a predicted model, not a curated record
UGCGGACUCCUAUAAAUUGGCUUGUUGAUCGACAAACCCGUCAGUGUUAGAUGUUUUCUAAGCGUUGUGUUCUCAACUUGUCUGGAACGCUCUUCACGUGUUUACCAGAAACGACAUAUUGCACACGGAACGGAACUCCUUCCUUGGCCAAGAAAAACCGUCGACACGAAUUACCCAGGACCGUAAUAAUGCCGAAUGACGACCAGCGCCGAUAUGGGUUCUACACGUGCCCACGCUGCCACCGUGGAUGGGAGAGCUCCUACGCUUGGUGUUUCAAAGGAACCAAUAACCCGUCGUCCGGUCAACAGUGUCAGACUUGCAAAAUCAUGGUCAAACCACACAAGGUAGAGAGACUGAAGUGUUCCAUAUGCGGAAUGAGCGGCAGCCUGUGUGAUUGUGACCGGGGCGAGCGUCAUGUUGAUAUUAACAAGCCCCAUCGCAGUGACCUGUGCGAACGGUGCAAGAGAGGACAGCGCUGCAACUUCACGGCUCGUGGAUAUUAAAAUCCUAUAAGGAACAUUACAGAAUUGGUGGUUAAUAACAAAUCAGUUGCUGGGAGUGAUAAGUACUUAGUGACAAACCUGUAGAAGUGCUGCUCAGACCUAAACCUCUAACAAGUUGUUUUAAUUUUUGUAUUCCUAUUAUUGGCACCAAUUAAUUAAAACAACUUAAUUACAAAAAAUAGCCUAGAAUCAACGCGUUAAACAGCUGGAAUGGGCAAUUGUAGAAGUCACGAGGUGUAAAAAUUGAGAAAUUAAAAUGUCACCGAACUUGGCAAGGUUUAUCACUUCUCUAAAUUCUCAAGGACGACUCGCUGAACGAAUCCUACCCGUCUUGUCUUCUUUGUAAAUAUUUGUUUAAAAAAUAGAAAAAAAAUGAGGUGUUUAUUAUAUUAUUGGCCCAACUUCAUUGAUCUGCUUAUCGCGAGUGAACAUUAUUUGUUGACAGAAAAGAAAAGGGGAAAAAUUAAGGGCAUACAAGAGGCUGUGAUAGCAUUUUUCACUGGUGAAUAUGUAAGCACUUACGGUUGUGUUUUCUGUUUGUGCGCACUUCAAAGUUACGUUAACUGUAAGCAGGACUGAGGAACUUAGCGUACUUCCGCGAUAAGCAGAGUCAUGAUAUGAUAGUUUAUGCUUCAUUGUGUGGUGGCAAACGGCUACAAGAUCUACAUCAGUUGCCUUCGAAUUUGCAAGAGAAUAAUUUUAAAAGACAUGGUAAAAAUUAACUGUUGUGUGUAUUGGCUUCAUGUGGUCAUUAAUAUAUUUUUUGUAAAAAGGUGCAUGCAAUUAAUGGCUUUAGUUUGAUUAUAAUUACAACAAGAAGUUCCACCAAUAGUGUGACACAGGGAGCUUAACUUUUCAAAGGUGGUGGUCAACAUGUUCUACUUUUCAUGUGUCUGCAUUCGUAUAAGGAUAGAGACAGCAUCAAAUAAUGGUAACAACAACACAACUGCUUAACCCCUCCGGAAACGAAUUUUCAGAAUGUAAAGGUUGGGUUUAUAUAUAUAAAAAAAUCAAACCACAAAAUAGAAAAUGCAAUAACGUGAAAAAUGUACUGAAAUUGUUACUAAGUUUCCGGCUUUCCAUCUUUGCAAGGAUGGCGUAGUUAUUUCUUCUAUAUUGCCAUAUUGUAAUCACUGUAGAUAUUUUGCAAGCAAUUGCAUGAUUGUAUGUUCAUUCUUCAUGCUGUUUAUACAAAAUGUUAAAAGCAAUGCCACCACGAUGACGCAAUUAAUUGUACACUCAAAUGACAAUUCGAUUCAGCAAAUUGUAGGCCUAUGGACAAUUAAAAUUAUUUUGUGGU